AUGUCUGCGGAAAUGGAUGUCGACGUCCAGGCCUCGCCUGAAGAAGCUCCCGUCCAAACGGGAGGGUUCGAACCACGGACACAUGCUGAAGCCGUCGCUGUACGCAGUAUCGAGGGAUGGAUUGUGAUAGUGACCAACAUUCAUGAGGAGGCAUCGGAGGAAGACGUGACGGAUCUGUUUGCCGAGUAUGGAGAGAUUAAAAACUUCAAUUUGAACCUUGAUCGUCGAACAGGUUAUGUCAAGGGGUAUGCUUUGAUUGAAUACUCGACUCUUCCCGAGGCGUCGGAGGCCAUUAAGGCACUGAAUGGUUCCAAACUGCUUGAUCAGACAAUUCAAGUCGACUACGCAUUUGUUCGGCCACCUCCGUCCUCCAAUAAAGGAAAAUCUGGUGGACAGAGAGGAGGCCGCGGUGGCCGAGGCCGCAGCAGGAGCCGGGAGAGGAGUCGCAGCCCUGGAGCUGGAGCUGAAAAUGAAAGGGAGUAG
Aspergillus tanneri is the source of this 483-nucleotide messenger RNA. RefSeq names its product RBM8 family RNA-binding protein (gene RBM8A). Lineage: Eukaryota; Fungi; Ascomycota; Eurotiomycetes; Eurotiales; Aspergillaceae. Gene Ontology annotation, biological process: RNA splicing. Bases 1 to 483 code for a protein of 160 amino acids. The record is from RefSeq and is a predicted model, not a curated record. Gene Ontology annotation, cellular component: nucleus; exon-exon junction complex; cytoplasm. The transcript is spliced from 2 exons. Gene Ontology annotation, molecular function: mRNA binding.